AUGGUGAAGGAAUUUUUCAAUGGAAAUGAUCUGCCCAGAGUAAUACAUGAAAGAUUGGUAGGUAUGCUGCCUAAUCUAAUCUCAGAUGAGCAGGCUGAUUUUCCUCAUGGCUUUUUUAGAUCAACAAGAGAUGUGAAGCAGAGUAACCCACUAUCACCUACUCUUUUUAUUUUGGCUGCAGAAGCAAUGUCAAGAGGACUAAAUGCCUUGCAUAAGAACCUGUAUUUCUGUGGAUUUGGAUUGCCUAAGUGGAGCCCCAAGAUAAACCAUCUAGCAUAUGCUGAUGAUACCACAAGUUUUUCAUCCUUAGAUGCCACUUCAUUGCAACUUAUAAUGGAAAUAUUGACAGCUUAUGAAGCUGCUUCUAGGAAGCUUAUAAAUAAGAGUAAUUCGGCUAUAUAUAUGCACCACUCUGCCAGUGCACAAGUAGUAGAUAAGGUACAAGGAUCACAGGAAUGCCUAAGCAGGAUUUUCCAUUUAUGUAUCUUGGAUGUCCAAUUUUUUUAUCUUAGAAGGAGGAUGGAGUAUUAUCAAGGUCUCAUAACAAAGGUGAUGGAUAAGUUGCAGACUUGGAAAGGGAAGCUAUUAUCUAUUGGAGGAAGGGAAGUUCUUAUAUCACAUGUACUCCAGAUUAUGCCUAUACACUUGCUUUCAACGGUCAAUCCUCCACCAUAUGUGAUCAACAGGUUACACAAGAUAUUUGCACAGUUCUUCUGGUGCAACUCUGUAGGUGCUGCGAGUAGACAUUGGGCAUAUUGGAACACCCUAUGCUUACCAUGGGAUGAGGGUGGUGUUGGUUUCAGAUCAUUGCAUGAUAUGUCCACGGCUUUAUUUUGUAAAUUGUGGUGGAACUUCAGAACAAAACCUAGUCUGUGGAGCUUGUUUAUGAGCCAAAAAUACUGCAAAAAACUCAAUCCUAUGGUGGUGCCUUGGAAAAAUGGAUCCCAUGUUUGGAGAAAGAUUCUUGAGUGUAGGGAUAUCAUUGAGCAUCAAAUAUUAUGGCAACCUAAAAUGGGGUCUGCUUUGUUCUGGUUUGAAAACUGGAUAGGACUGGGCUCUUUAUAUUUUGUCACACCCCCAGAUUUUGUGUGUGAUGAAUCCAUACACAACAUAUAUGAGGUGGUGUAUGAUGGACAGUGGGAUGAGGAAAAUAUUAGAGAGAUUUUACCAGAAGACAUUGCUUCACAUAUUCUGGAAAACAUACAACCACAAGUGUCGAUUGAAAUCCUUGAUAAACAUGUUUGGAUGCUAGAAACUAGGGGAAACUUCACUGUCAAAUCUGCCUGA
Messenger RNA from Nicotiana tabacum (common tobacco), 1287 nucleotides. NCBI's taxonomy places the organism in Eukaryota, Viridiplantae, Streptophyta, Magnoliopsida, Solanales, Solanaceae. The record is from RefSeq and is a predicted model, not a curated record.